Molecule: messenger RNA, 1925 nt
Organism: Nelumbo nucifera (sacred lotus)
Lineage: Eukaryota; Viridiplantae; Streptophyta; Magnoliopsida; Proteales; Nelumbonaceae
Product: Rhodanese/Cell cycle control phosphatase superfamily protein
Source: RefSeq, a predicted model, not a curated record
GUCAUGAUCUCUCUGCCUCACUCUCUCUCAUGGAGUUUCUUUCACUUACUGGUUGCCUUUCAUCUCUCCCACCAAUCCAAAACCAUCCAAAAUCUCACAAAACCAUCUCUGUACUUCGAAGAGGUCCCCUCCAAAGCUACCUUCCCAUCUCCAAAACCACCUCUGAGGCCUCCCUUUCCCAUCAAAACUGCUUUCCUUCUAUUCAAAAUACAGACAUUUUGCAUUCCCCCACCAUCCCUGAACUCAAAUCAUGCCUCCCUCAUUCUUCCUUUCCUGAAGACCAUCUUUUAAUCAGACAGACGGAGCUUGGUGUGGAAAUUAUGAUUACCCAUCUUCUAAAUCGCCUAGAUAAUCGCUGUUCAGUCCACAAAGCAGUUUCUUUCUUGCAAAAUUCUCUGAAACUUCAACUGCCCUUCGCUUUCAUGGUAGUUUCUGCUCCUUUCCCCUGCAUUGCCACUGAAACCAGUAUUUCCGCUGAGCAGGUGUCGAAUAAGAUCAACCUGGAAUCAGUUCUAAUUUCAAUUGACGAUUUCUUCAACCGAAACCCAUUUUUUGUGGCCGGGGUUACAUUCAUUUGGCUUGUUGUAAUCCCUCUAGCCCAAGAAUAUCUAAGGAAAUUCAAAUUUAUUUCUGCCAUUAAUGCCUUUCGGAAGCUCCGAGACGACCCAAGUUCACAGCUCUUGGAUAUUAGGGAGAAACAGAGUCUGCUAAAUUUGGGUUCUCCUAAUUUAAAUAUUUUGAACAAGAGAGUUGUCCAGGUCCAGUUCUCUGAAGGAGAGGAAAAGGUUUUUGUGAGGAAGUUAUUGGAAAAUUUCAAAGAUGCAGGAAAUACUACCGUCUGUAUUAUUGACGAUUUUGAUGGUAAUUCCAUGAAAGUGGCUGAACUGUUGGUCAAGAAUGGUUUCAAAGAGGCUUAUGCAAUAAAGGGUGGGAUCAAAGGCAAGAAUGGGUGGCAGGAAAUACAGGAGACCCUUCUCCCACUAUCCGUGCAUGUUCUUCCAAAUAAGGUGGGUAAAACAUCACAAAAGCUUGAGAUAAAGGGAAGAGUAAACAGACAAACUGAAGAGAAGAGUCAGGUUCCAUCUUUUACCAGUGCCUCAGAGGGAAGUGAAAGGACAAAAGUUGAACGCACCAAGUCAAAAGAACUCAAUUCACAAGCAAACCAUGGUUCAAACAGAGCAUUAUCACCAUACCCUAAUGCUCAGGUUGAUUGCUACAUGGACCACUCAAAGAAAUGACACAUGGCCAAGUCAAGGACUGACACUUAGCCGAGGAUCGGAUGAGCAAAGAGGCGUCGGCAUGGAACAGCCUCAUUUGACUGCAAAGGUAACAAUGCAUGCCUCAAGUCUCAGGUAAGAGGAGGACAAAUGGCAAAUGCCAACUGAACCUGCCUUGUGCCAAGGUCGGCAUUAAUGGUCCCAAAUUCCACAUUUCACAAUGUGCAGCUUACGUCCCUAACGACUUGACUGUUAGUUGUUCCAUAGGCUAACAUACAUCCCACUACCAAGGAGCACAACUGCACUCCCCAUCACGUAUAUAAAGUCAUGCAACCCAAGGUGAGACUCUCUUCACACUCUCUUGCUGUCAAGCUUUCUAUACUGCUCUUGCUCACCUAAGCUUUUAGUCUCGUAUGGCUAAGACCAACUUGGCCUAACCAGCUUGGCCCAGCCAAUCGCUGCUCUCUCUUCACUGACUUGAGCGUCGGAGUGCCUCUGUGUGUGCAUUGGACCAGCUCAGUUUGUCCAGCUCAACAAUAACUUCAUUUGCUACUCGUCCAUCUCAGAUCAAACAGCAUCAACUGGCGAUAUCAUUUCCUUUUCUUUUGUUCUUUUUUCAUGAUAAUCAUUAUAUUUGUGCAUAGGCACAUAAACAUGUUCCAUCUUAGUUUCUUUUGACAACUAUAGUUUGCUGGUGAUUGAUUAAGC